Molecule: messenger RNA, 828 nt
Organism: Saccostrea cuccullata (small rock oyster)
Lineage: Eukaryota; Metazoa; Mollusca; Bivalvia; Ostreida; Ostreidae
Product: probable cytochrome P450 CYP36A1
Exons: 2
Coding region: 6-320 (104 amino acids)
Molecular function (GO): oxidoreductase activity, acting on paired donors, with incorporation or reduction of molecular oxygen; monooxygenase activity; heme binding
Source: RefSeq, a predicted model, not a curated record
GGCUAAUGGCGGCAUUAUGUACAGUAAAUUUGGAUCCGGACGUAUUUCCGGAACCCGAAAAAUUCAAACCAGAACGAUUCAUUAACAAAAAAGGCGAAUUGUUUGGAUAUGAAAAGGUUUAUGCAUCUUUUUCAAUGGGUCCCAGAGAUUGUCUGGCCAAAAACCUUGGUAAAAUGGAAAUGUUCCUUUUUCUAACGACACUGGUACGGAACUAUGAUAUUGAAAACGAGGCUGGAAAACCCCUUCCAUCUCUACAAGGGAUGUCCAGGGGAUUUCAUGUUGCUAUUCCUUAUCAAGUUUCUUUGAAGAAAAGAGAUUAAGGUAAAUAAAUAUCUAAAAACAACGUCAUCCGUUUCUGCAUCAUCGCAAACCAAAACAGAAACUAAAUUGAAAUACAAAUUUCUGUAAAAAACAAAAGAACGAUAUUUAUGACUGUAUAUUAUAUCAAUUACAAGUAUAUUUAUUUGUCAAAUGCUGCUUUAAAAAAUCAUUGAAAUUUUAUCACGCUUAGAAAACUUUGUACUGUAUAAUUUUCAUUGCACAGCAAGUGUAUAUGUGUUAUAUUGAAAGAAACUGUCCAAACACAUGUAUAUCAACCCAUAAGAAUAUACAUAAAUUUACUUUUAAAAGACUAGAAAUAUUUAUACAUGUAAAGUUCUGUACAUAGUGUCCUAUGUUAUGAGAAAGUUUAGUACUAAUCUUAGUACGAAAUAAAAUGUUGGAAUUUCAAUGAGAACAACUUGGGCUCCUUUUUUAGCCGACCGAUUUUUAUAUUCUUUUAAAGCAGAAUUUACUACAUGAGUCUUCUACAUGAGAAAAAGAAAACUC